This is a messenger RNA of Adineta ricciae, 1659 nucleotides long. NCBI's taxonomy places the organism in Eukaryota, Metazoa, Rotifera, Eurotatoria, Adinetida, Adinetidae. The record is from the annotation of a GenBank genome assembly.
AUGAGUGAUGCCCAAGCUCCUCCGACGCAAUUCAAUCCAUUUCCGAGGGAUAGUUCUUUUAUUUCUCCGACUAUUUCGGCAUUGUCAUUACAAUCUGAACCGAAAAUAAAAGGUCGAUAUCUGCAACAAUAUGGACCAUUUGGUGUACUUGUAGUACUGUUACUGGUCAUUUUAAUUAUCGUUGCAAUUAUUGUUUCUCGAACGUCAUCUUAUUCAGCAGCACCUAUUGCAAUAACACCAAUACAGCAUGCUAAUAGAUCAGUAGAGAAGAAUGAUUCAUUAGUAGCGUCAAUUGAGCUAGAGAAUAUGCUUGUUCAUCUUCGUCAAUUAACAAGUCGUGCAAUAGGAACAGUGGCAUUCAAUCAAACCAUGGAUUAUCUUACAGGACAACUGAAUAAAGAAAGUAGUUUGAUCGUUCAAAAAUAUUACUUCUCUGUGCCUCGCUCAGAACUUGCUGGUCGUCCAAUACUUAUGGCUUUACCAAACACAUCGAAUGCAUCACUAUUCCAGUAUCCCAGAGAUUUCGUUUCCAUGGAUCUUUCAAAAGAAGCACGCAACUGGUCAUUGCUUGACGGACGACCGUUAUCCGUUGUUUCUCGUCUAGGUUGUCUCAUAGAAGAUUGGAAUGCAAUUAAAGAAGGUGAUGUAGCUCUAGUUAGAAGAGGUAUUUGCACAUUUGUUGAAAAAGUUCUCUUUGGAAUGAGCAAACGUGCUAGUGCCGUACUGAUUUACAAUGAUGGACUGACUAUGGAUCGUUUCGAACCAUUGAAUGGAACACGGGCACCGAGAAAUAAUACUAUACCAGCCUUAUUUCUAUCGUACAGAGCAGGCAUGCGACUUAUUCUAGAGAAUACCACCCGAGUUUACCUGAAAUUGGAAUAUCGAGAACUUCCACCUUCUAUUGUAACCAAUGUAUGUGCCGAUACAAAACUAGGCAAUCCGAAUCAUACUAUUGUUGUUGGUAGUCAUAGUGAUAGCGUUGCGGCAGGUCCUGGUUUGAAUGACAAUGGUAGUGGAUUUGCAGCAACAUUAGCAAUUGCACUGAAUUUAGCACGUUUAUUGACUUAUACAAACUAUGGGUUGACUAUGCAUUCUCGUAUAAAAUUCUGUUGGUGGGGCGGAGAAGAAGCCGGUUUAUUAGGUUCAAAAAAUUUCGUCAAACGAGCUAAAGCCGAUGGUUCACUUAGUGCAUAUUCUGUAAACCUGAAUUUUGAUAUGUUAGCAUCACCGAACUUUAUCUUUGGAGUUUAUGAUGGUAAAACAGCUAAUAAUCAAACGACUCCAGUGCGUGCAUUACCUGGUAGUAACCGAAUUACACGUUUAUUUACAGAAUAUUUUGAUCAAAAUCAUCUACCAUGGGACUAUACAGAAUUCAGUGGUCGAAGUGAUUAUGGUCCGUUUCUUGCUGAAGGUAUAGCAUGUGGCGGCCUAUUCUCAGGUGCGGACGAUGUUAGAACUGAAGAGCAACGUGAUCGGUACUCAAAUAUGUUAGGCCCGGCGUUUAAAGGAAUGGCCAAUGCCGACCUUGAUCCAUGCUAUCAUCAAAAAUGUGAUACAUUAGAAAAUUUAAAUACUUUCGCUUACCUUCAUAUGGUUAAAGCAGCUGCUCAUGCAAUUGAAUAUCUAGGCAAAAGUGAAAAAGCAAAACAAUUUGCAUAA